Molecule: messenger RNA, 1314 nt
Organism: Didymodactylos carnosus
Lineage: Eukaryota; Metazoa; Rotifera; Eurotatoria; Philodinida; Philodinidae
Source: the annotation of a GenBank genome assembly
AUGGAAGACAAUAUAUAUUUGUCUUUCAUCCUGAAUUUAAAACCAACAAUUUCCCAUGAUAAUAAUUCAACAUUAUCAAUAUCAAAUAAUAAUAAUCAUAAUAAAAAACAGCAACAGUUUGAUAAUCUAAAUCGUAUAAGUUACGAAAUUAAAGAUGUUGAUAUUGACGAUCAAGAUGUUAAUCAUAAUGAAUCAAAACUUGAAUGUCUUGAUGAUCAUAACUAUAUCUCAAAUAGCAAAGAAGAUCAAAUGAGAGAUCAUGACCUUAUUCGCGAAUUUAAUUUGCUUGAUAAUGGAGAAGAUGAUGAACGUCAACAGCGUCAUAAAGAUGAUAAUGAUGAUGAUAGUAAUUCAAUGUAUUUAAAUUCGGCCACAAUAUCAUCUGAUCAUGAUCAUAAAUAUAAUAUGCAACAAACAGUACAACAUCAACCACAUCGCCAAUCGGUAUUACAGCAACCAUCAUCACCAAGUCCAUUAUUGAAUUAUCGAAAAAAUCUUCCAAAUGAAGAUUAUCGAAUACUUGUUGAUUUAUUAACAUCUUCUGAUACUCAAUUACCACAACGUUUUGGUUCAGCACUUAUUGAUCCUCACUCAAUUACACCUUAUACAGAUGCAACAUGUACUCGUUCAAAAAAACGAGUAAAUCGAGUGAAACGACCAAUGAAUGCAUUUAUGGUAUUUUCACAAUUCGAACGUCGAAAAAUUGUACAAUUAGCACCGGAUAUGCAUAAUGCUGAUAUAAGUAAAUGUUUAGGUGCUCGGUGGAAAAAAUUAUCAUUAAUUGAACGUCAACCAUUUAUUGAUGAAUCAGAACGUUUAAAAGAGUUACAUGUAUUAGAAUAUCCAAAUUAUAAGUAUUGUCCAAGGAAACGAAAAAGCGGAAGUGAUGGUCGAAAAGUAAACAGUGAUCGAAAUAACAGUAAUAAUAAUAAUAAUCGUGUAUACGUUCCAUUAACUCCACCACCAUCUAAUUCAUCAUCCGUUGUUUCAACAACGUCACCCUCAACAUCAUUUAUCGUUCAAAAAUCUGAGCAACAACAACAACAACAACCGUUAAUUAUGUCAAAUACAAAUAUCGAUUUAGCAACAUUAUCUUACUUACGAUCAAUGGCUGAUCCAAAAGUAGUUAAUAAUAUUUUAUUGGCAAAUUUAAAUUCGUUUAAUAAUGCUGUUGCACACCAUCAUCAACCAUUUCAGUCACAUCAACAAACCUCACACUCAUUGUUUCUUCAACAUCAACAGUCAGCCGCAAAUUUAUUAAUGAGAUGUGAUCCAUCGUUACUAGCUGCCGCUAUUGGAAGUAUGAAUGGAUAA